AUGGCCGACAGCAAGACGAUGGCCGACAGCAAGACGAUGGCCGACAGCAAGACGAUGGCCGACAGCAAGACGAUAGUCAACAAGAUGAUGAUCAACAAGAUGAUGGUCAACAAGAUGAUGGUCAACAAGAUGAUGGUCAACAAGAUGAUGGUCAACAAGAUGAUGGUCAACAAGACGGCAGACAGAAGGACGACCAACAUCACGGCGAACAGCAAGAUAACAGCCUGCAAAGCCAGCAGCAGCAAGAACCGUAUCAAGAACAUGAGGAGUAUAAUGAGCAACAAGAUGAGCGACAGAAUGAGCAGCAGGUCGAAAACGAUCAUCAAGACAACCAGGUGCAGCAAGCUGGCGAGGUACAGGAACAGAAAGAUGGAGAACCACAACAAGGAGAGGGAUCUAACACGAGCGACGAUUCACGGGCCGGCGAGGAAGGGGGUCAGGGGGGACAGCACGAUCUCCAGCAAGACGAAGUCGAGGAAGAAAAGGACGAAGAGCCCCAGCAAGAAGAAGGUUAGAAUACAAACAACACAAGUCAUGAUUCAGUCGAGGAACAAGUAG
Messenger RNA from Colletotrichum siamense, 558 nucleotides. RefSeq lists its product as uncharacterized. Bases 1 to 558 code for a protein of 185 amino acids. NCBI's taxonomy places the organism in Eukaryota, Fungi, Ascomycota, Sordariomycetes, Glomerellales, Glomerellaceae. The transcript has a single exon. The record is from RefSeq and is a predicted model, not a curated record.